AUGGAACUGAAGAGAGGAAAGACCUUCAUCAAAUCCAGCCUGCAGAUUUCCCACGAGAAACCCACAGACCCGGCAGCCACUGUCCCCACCAGGGAGGAUGUAGGCCCCCGGUCAGUCCCGCUGGGGGGGCAGCAGAGGUCCCACGGUGAAAAAGACCCACAGGCCAGUCCCAGAGGCCAAAAGUAUGAGAGAUGCCCCGACCAGGGUGCACAGCCAGACCCUGACGGGAGUCUGGCAGCCCCCUGUGAGGCCACCUUUAAGCUGAUACGAAAAAGCAAGACUCACAACAGUGUGCCAGGGGCUGGCAGGGCAGCAGCCACCACUGGGCAGCUGGUAGGCAGUGCUAGCUUCCCGGGGCCCUCGGGCAGCCAGCGAAUGAUCGACUACCGCCACUUUGUGCCCCAGAUGCCCUUCGUGCCGGCUGUGGCCAAGAGCAUCCCAAGGAAGAGAAUUUCCCUGAAACGGCCUAAGAAGUGCUUUCGGAACCUCUUCCACAUUCGCAGAAACAAGACUGAGAACUUGGCCUCACUGGAAGCCAAGGGGAAGAGCUCACUCUCCCCUGGGGGCCCAUCGGAUGCUGGAGGGCGGCAAGGCAAAGCCUUCCUCCCCCUGGGUGAAGCGCCAGGGCCAGACAGCCUGUGUCAGGACCUGUCAGACAGUGAGCUCCUGACGGACUCGCCCUUCGACCUCUGCAGGGCCCUGUGCGAGGACGUGGCCUCGCUCCAGAGCUUCGACUCGCUCACGGGCUGUGGGGAGAUCUUUGCCGACGAGAGCUCAGUGCCAUCCCUGGAGCUGAACGAAGGCCUGGGGAGCCCAGCUGGGGCUCCCCAGGACCUGGAGGGCAAGGUCCCCAGGGGCCCCUUCCAGGGCAGUGUGGAGCAGCUGGCCUCGCCUGCCCAGAGCGAGGCGGCUGACUUCGCCAAGUUCUGGGACAGUGUGAAUCGCUCAGUGAGGCAGCAGCGUGGCCUGCUGGGCCCAUGGCUUGCGGCCCCCCUGGGCACAGACACAGACCAGCACAGGCUGGAUGUGGCUGGGCUCGCCCAGCUGCCCUUGUGCCCCUGCAGGGAUCCCCGGAGCGGCUCCAAAGCUAGCUCUGUUGACACAGGUACCCCCAAGAGUGAGCAGCCGGAAUCUGUGUCCACGAGUGACGAGGGCUACUAUGACUCCUUCUCGCCGGGCCUGGAGGAGGACAGGAAGGAGGCCACAAGCCCAGGUACACCCGCAGCCCCCUUUCCACGGGACAGCUACAGUGGGGAUGCCCUCUACGAGCUCUUCCACGACCCCCGUGAGGGCCCUGUCGGCCCGAGCCCGGAUGACGACCUGUGUGUGUCUGAGAGUCUGUCUGGGCCAGCCCUGGGGACGCCGCUGUCUAUGUGCAGCUUCCACGUGGGGGCCGAGGAGAACCUGGCCCCAGCACCAGCCCCCGACCUGCUCAGCCAGGGCUUCCUGCAGAGCUCCUGGAAGGGCAAGGAGUGCCUGCUGAAGCUCUGCGACACCGAGCUGGCCAUCACCAUGGGCAUUGUCAGCUGGCUCCGCCGUGGCCCUGCACCCCGAGCCCCGCCUGCCCCCGAGGAGCCCACAGCCCCACCUGGCCCCCAGAGGGCCCCAAGGGCACGGGCAGAAAAGCUGGAGGGCAGGGGAGGCCAGGCCUCAGACACAGGGGUGCCCACGGUGUGCUCGGCAACCGGCAGGCAGGAGCGGGGGGGACACUCGGGCGCCAGAUUCCUGCUUGCUGGGGAGAGCAAGGUCCCCAUGGGCACUGCGCAGGGGCCCAGCACUCUGUCCAGACACCCCUCUUUGGAGAAAGGGACACGAGGCCGCCCUGAAGGCAUGUUCUCCUCUGUGGUGUCUGCGGCUGCUGCGACAGCAGACACUUCCAGUAAAAACAAGGCCCCGACCCCCUCUGCCUGGCCCAGCUCCCAGAAGGAGCCUGGGCCACCUGGGGACCUGGGGUGUUUCCAAGGUCCCCAGAGACCAGGUCACGGGGGAAGUACUCUGGACACAGAGCCCAUGCUCAUGGGCUGUGUCGCCCAUGUGGCAGCCCUGCAGAUACACCAGGGUGGCCAGCCCCCACCCGGGCAGCCUCUAAGGCAGGACGCAGGCAGAGGGUUCUUCGGGCAGCCCCAGGCCAAGGACCCUGACAUUCUGUGGCAGAAACAGCCCAGCAGCUCCCCCAGUGUGGCCGCCGCCCGCGACCUGCCCUCUCCGGCCAGUGCACAGGACCAGAGGUGUCGAGACCACAUCUCGGACCUGAGUAGGCUCAGGGUGGAGCCUGCUGGGCUGAGUGUCCAGGGUGGUGCCUCCAUGGAGGGCCAGUCCCCACAGCUCAGCAGGGGGGCUGUGGAACAGGUGGCACAUGGCAGUCUGCUGGACUCUGAGGCCCCCUCGGCUCCUGCUGCCUGGUGCAGCCCCCAGUGCCAUCACCCAGAAACCCCGGGCCUCACUUUGGACAGCCAGCGGGAGAGGGGGCCCCCGGCAAGUGCCCCCGAAUGCCUCAGCAGCCUCCUCACCCGAGAGGGCCUCCUCUAUGGCUAG
Molecule: messenger RNA, 2535 nt
Organism: Propithecus coquereli (Coquerel's sifaka)
Lineage: Eukaryota; Metazoa; Chordata; Mammalia; Primates; Indriidae
Gene: AMER3
Product: APC membrane recruitment protein 3
Exons: 1
Coding region: 1-2535 (844 amino acids)
Biological process (GO): regulation of canonical Wnt signaling pathway
Cellular component (GO): plasma membrane
Molecular function (GO): phosphatidylinositol-4,5-bisphosphate binding; beta-catenin binding
Source: RefSeq, a predicted model, not a curated record